AUUUUCUUCAUUAAUAAGAAAACAAAAAAAUAAAAUCAAAUAAAAAUAAAAUAAUUUCAUAGAAGCCUAAAAAAUACUUAGAUGCGGAGAUAAACGGAGGUGGGAGAGAGAAAGGUUCACGGCGGCUUUGAAGCUACAAGACCUGCAAUUUCGGCGAUCGGAAGCUGAAAUCUUGGCGUGAAGAAAUCGAAAAUGAGAGGCGAAGCUAGCAGCAGCAACAUCAAUAACAGAGGACGGAGCGUGGUGGCGGAUUGCGGUCGGCAGAAAAGCUCUUGUGGCUAUUGCAAAUCUGGCGCUCGAACCAGCAUCUCUCACGGUCUCUGGGCACAAAGCAUUACAGUUGAUGACUAUCAAGAUCUACUUGACCAGGGAUGGAGGAGAUCUGGAUGCUUCCUCUACAAACCUGAGAUGGAAACGACAUGUUGCCCAUCAUAUACCAUUCGUUUGAAGGCAAGUGAUUUUGUUCCUUCAAAAGAGCAAAAUCGAGUGUACAGACGAAUGCAGAGGUUUCUGGAUGGCACACUGGAUGUCAAAAAACCAGUUCAACCUAUAGAGGAUCCAGCUACUGGCAGCUGCGUCCAUCAAGUUUCAAGCUCAGCAGCAGAUGAAUCUUUGUCUCAUAAGAAUAAAGGAGAGAAAAAGACAGAAGAGUUUAUGCAGCAUUUAUCUAAUCAAAUUGACAAUGCGAUGCAUGCAUGCAGUGAGGUUGGGGAAUUUCCUUCAGGCAUUCAAUUGCCAAAAGCUUUAGUGAAAAAGGUUUCACAUUCCGAAAAGAAGCCUUUAUUUGAAGGAUCCGAAGAUCUUGUAUAUACAAGCAACAUUGCCUUCCAAAUAGAAGCCACAUUGAAGCGUGCACAAUCAGCUGGGAAGGAUGUCCAGCAGUCCAAAUUUAUUGCAGAGAAGGUUGUGAAUUCUUUAAAUCAGUUGACCAAAUUUUCUGGUCUGUCUGUUAGGGCUUACAAUGGACAUAUCAAUUUUCAUUCCUCUGGAAAAGAUGAGUAUUUAGAUGGAAACAUUCAAAUUGUUACUCUACCUGAAGAAUCUGCAACAGGGAGUGGAAGCAAAAGCUCUUUAUCUAUUUCUAAGUGCUUUAUAAAUCCUCAAGGAACAAAGAAGCUUGAGAUUCGUUUAAAAAGGUCUAGUUUUGAUCGUGAAGAGUAUGAAUUGUAUGAGAGAUAUCAGAUUAAAGUGCACAAUGAUUCACCUGAUCAUGUCACAGAGAGCUUAUACAUGGGAUUUUUGGUUGAAACUCCUUUAAUAUUUGUUCAACCAUCAAAUGAUGGUCUGGUUCCUCCCUGUGGCUUUGGCUCUUUCCAUCAGCAAUACUUAAUUGAUGGUCAGCUAGUUGCAUUUGGUGUUAUAGAUAUCCUUCCUAGAUGUUUGUCAAGUAAAUACUUAAUCUGGGACCCUGAUUAUGCCUUUCUAUCACUGGGUAAGUAUUCUGCUAUCCAAGAGAUAGGUUGGGUAAAAGAGAAUCAAGUCAGUUGCCCCAGUCUUCAGUAUUAUUAUCUUGGUUAUUAUAUAUAUUCCUGCAGCAAGAUGAGAUAUAAAGCAGCAUAUCGCCCAUCUGAGCUUCUUUGUCCUCUUCAAUACAAGUGGGUUCCAUUUGAUGUAGCAAGGCCUCUACUUGACAAAAAGAAGUAUGCUGUCUUAUCUGAUUAUGCCAGUUUACAGAAUGGGGAGUCCUCCAAUUCUGGAGUUGCAGAAAGUGCCUUGGAAUUGCAACAGGAUGAGAUUAACCGAGAAGACAGAAAUGAUGUUCGUAUGGAUGAUGAUGAAGAAAUGCUUGUGCCUGAAUCUGAAAGUUCUGAUGAUGAAUUAGAACCAGAAACCAGUGAUCUGAUGUCUCUUGGAAUUGAAGAUGGGGAUGUGACUAAAAUUUUAAUUGGGUUGAGAGGAUCUCAAGUGAGAUAUAAGGUAUGUAAGUACAAGUAGAAGAAUGUAACUAUUGGAAAGGGGAAAGUUCAUUUUUUUGUAUCAUCUGUCUCCUUAUCUAAAAUUGGCACUGCUGUAUAAUAUAAUAAACCCCUUAAAUAAUAGGUAGUGCUGUUGUUUGGAGUUGAAAAUUCUUUACAACAUCGGAUGAAUCCAAUAUGGUAGAAGUAAAAUAUUGUGUCUGAGAAAGGAACCUGAAUCCUUGGAUAGGGGACAGGAAUACAGAUAGAUAUCUUUG
Molecule: messenger RNA, 2173 nt
Organism: Rubroshorea leprosula
Lineage: Eukaryota; Viridiplantae; Streptophyta; Magnoliopsida; Malvales; Dipterocarpaceae
Source: the annotation of a GenBank genome assembly